Mya arenaria is the source of this 4767-nucleotide messenger RNA. Its product is annotated as proprotein convertase subtilisin/kexin type 7-like. The coding region runs from base 1 to 2640 and encodes 879 amino acids. Gene Ontology annotation, molecular function: serine-type endopeptidase activity. The record is from RefSeq and is a predicted model, not a curated record. The transcript is spliced from 17 exons. NCBI's taxonomy places the organism in Eukaryota, Metazoa, Mollusca, Bivalvia, Myida, Myidae. Gene Ontology annotation, cellular component: Golgi membrane; trans-Golgi network. Gene Ontology annotation, biological process: protein processing.
AUGAAAAUUGGCACAAAGAAGAACUUCAAAGGUCAGAUAACUGCAACCGUCCAAUACGGUAGUGGUUUUCUGGUACUUACUAGUAAUCGCCACGAAACUGAAACAAGGAAACGUCAAAUUUUAAUUUACUGUUUUCAUCAACAUUUCAAUAUUAUUACCCUUAAAAGGUCAUGCUGCAAAUUGUUCCUAAAGAUCACUUUGAUUGUGCUGACAUCUACAGCCAUAGUGCUUCUCAUCUUGAUUGGAAAAGAUGGCGUGACUGUGGAUAGACAGAAAAUUCUGAAGAAAUACAUCCAUCCCAGUCAUAGUCACUCAAAUUCUAGUCUUAUAUGGAUCGUUAAAAUAAUUCCUCAGGGUUCCUUAGUGAAUGAUGUGUCAUAUGCAAAUAAAAUUGCUGGUGAUUUGAAUAUGACUAACAUUGGGCAAGUGCCUUUCUUUGACAAUCAUUUUACAUUUAUACACAAAUUAGACAAUUCUAGUCAUGCCAAUCGUUCCAUUAAAUCUAUUCAUUAUAAUCAUAUCAAAGUAUGGUCCGAAGAUAAUAUGCAGUACUUAAUCAAUACAAUUGAGAAAUCAUUGGAAUACCAUGCAGGCAUCGCUUGGUAUUCACAUCAACGGAUAUUGCAAAGGAGAAAAAGGUUGAUCAAACCAAGUUAUGAUUUUUUGGACUUUGGAGACCCCUAUUACAAGCUUCAGUGGCAUCUGACCAAUACCUGGGAAGUUGGGUUAGACAUCAAUGUCACAGGGGUGUGGAGACACAAUGUGACUGGUGAAGGUGUCACUGUCGCUGUGGUAGAUGAUGGAAUAGAGCACACCAACCCAGACCUGGUAACCAACUACAACAGGGAGGGUAGUUAUGACUUGAAUGACGAUGAUCCCGACCCCAUGCCAGACUUCUCCCAUGAGUCCAAUCACCAUGGCACAAGAUGUGCCGGGGAAAUAUCUGCCGUUCCAAACAAUUUCUGUGGUGUGGGAGUUUCUUAUGGUGCUCAAUUCUCAGGAAUAAGACUGCUUGACGGACCUCUUACUGACAGCUUGGAGGCCCAGGCUUUCACCCAGGGCUUCCAGAUCAAUGACAUCUAUAGCUGCAGCUGGGGCCCCGAUGAUGAUGGAAAAACUGUGGAUGGGCCUCACACCCUAGCUGCUGCUGGUAUGAAGAAAGGCAUAGAUUUUGGUCGACAUGGUUACGGAAGCAUCUACGUGGUUGCUAGUGGCAACGGUGGUUAUGAAGGAGACAACUGCAAUUAUGAUGGCUAUGCAAAUUCAUUGUACACUGUAACAAUAGGAGCUAUUGAUGAGACAGGUCACAUGCCAUUCUACGCAGAGGAGUGUGCAUCCAUGUUGGCAGUCACAUUCAGCAGUGCUAAUGGCGGCACUAACAGGGAUAUUGUGACCACAGACUGGACAUCAGGAAGAGGGGCGUCCCGUACCGGGUGUACUGAACAUCACACUGGUACGAGUGCAGCUGCACCCAUUGCUGCGGGGCUUAUAGCUCUGAUGUUGGAGGUUCAGCCUUGUCUUACAUGGAGGGACAUCCAGUACCUGAUUGCGCUCACUGCUGAAAAGGUAGACAUAGAUGUGGCUCACUGGCAGAAGAACGCGGCUGGACUAUGGCACUCACACAAACACGGGUUUGGACUUAUGAACGCAUGGAGGCUGACCAAUGCUGCAACAGUGUGGAACCAGGUACCCUGGCAGACAUCAUUUUCCUAUGCCCAGAAACAUGUGAACCUACCUAUCACAAAAGGAAACCAUCAUCCUCUCAGACUGUCCUAUAAUGUUACAGCCAAAGAUGUUGCGAGUUUUGAUCUUAACCUUUUGGAGACUGUGUAUGUGACUGUGACCAUACAGCACCCCCGCAGAGGUCACCUUGACAUCAGGCUUAUCUCUCCACAUGGGACAGAGUCUGUCAUUGGGGCUACUAGACAUAAAGACAAUUCAAGUGGGGGCUUUGACAACUGGACAUUUUCCACUGUGCGCUGUUGGGGUGAAACUCCAGUCGGCACAUGGACUCUCAUUAUUAUGGAUACAGACUCAAGUGACAAUUACAGUCAGGGCAAACUUGAGAGUUGGACGUUGAAGCUGUUUGGAACGCCAAUGACCCCAAAACAGUUGAAGGACAGGAAAAGGUCCAUAGAGAAGGCUAUGCAUGGUGGAAACCUGAGGAAAAGUAUGUCCUGUUCCCCACCCCCUGUUACCGCCAGGCCUGACACGAGUCUAUCUGUGAAAACAUUAAAGGUCCUUACAGUAAUAAGCUGCUUUUGUUUCUUGAUGGCUAUCUAUGAAACGUUUGAGUACAUUUUCUGCUACGACAAAGAGAAAGCAGAACAAUCAAGAACACUCACUCUUUUAAAACGAGCCCAUCAAAUUGCUGCAAGACAUUUGUAUGGUGAUUCGUCUCCAGGUGACUCUCAGGAAGCAAUUGGUCUGCUUAGCGGCGAAAGUAUUCAACUUGAUACAUUCCAGUCUAUAAAUAGUAGUGAUAUCAUACCUAUAAAUAGUACUAAUAUCAUAGAAACUGACAUUGACCUGGGGGAAAAUUUGUCAAAUUCUGCGAAUGGGCAACAUUCUAGAGAACCUUUAUCCAAUAUUGGAAAUGGUAUUGACCUCCAAGAUGAAGGCCAAAUUCAUGCAAAAUAAACAGUUUAAUGAUACUGAAUUUUACUUAAAAACAUUAUAUAGGUCAUAUUAUUACUAUAGAAACAGGAAAAUGACAUUGACCUUUAUUCAAAAGAUGUAGAUCACAUUGUUGCUAUCGAAAUAGAAGAAUGACAUUGACCUUAAGAAGCAAAUACAUUGACUAGGCAAAUUUAUUUGUUAUUGUAACCAUACAUUGUGUUGCAUUAUAUGUCAUUUUUUUAAACCAAAGUUAAUUUUUCUGCAAAACUGAGUGAUUGACAUAUUAAUAAUGUUCAUUUGAUUCUGUGAUAUUGUUUUCCAAAGCAAGCUUCCAACUGUGAUUGACACAAAUUUUAACAGAAAGUUUUCAAUGUUCAUAUUGGAGUUUUAAAAUCGAAAAGCAUCUCAUUUAAGAUGCUUCAUCAUGUAAAUAUUGUUAUUUAUGUGGGUUGGCUUAUUAUUGAUGUUGGGAUAAUUUUUGAUACUUCUGUAUUUUCUACCAUUGAUUUCAUGUUGAUCGUGUCAACUUACUUUGAGCGGGCUUCAUUUACCAGUAAAUAACAGUUUUAUAUAGAUGUUUGUGUUUUUAAGAUUUACAAUUUAUUUUUUGAAAUCCAACUUUGCAAUGCAUAACAAGUUAAUGAAAACACUUCUUAUAAAGGUGAAAGGUAAUUUAUUUAGUUUGGUACGACUGCAAAUACUUAUUGUUUUUAGAUUUUAUUUUACAAUUUGAAAUCCAACUUUGCAUAAAAUCUGUUACUAAUCAUGUAAAAUGUUUUGAUAUGGCAUGCUGGACAAUUUACCAUAUAGAAUUAAAAAUUUGUAUGCAUUUUCCUCAUAAAUGUAUUUACAUGUAGAAAUCAUGUCAUCCGGAUGGUCUCCAUUAUAUAUUUGACAACUUGGCUUGUCCCUGUAGUUUUCAUUGUAUUUUUAUCUUGCAUUCCAAAUGUUUACAAAUAUUUCCAUUAUUUUACAUUUUAUAUAUAUGUGAACUGUGAUGUUGAUUUUGAAUUCCAUUAUCGUUUGCAUAUAAGUUUUAUAUAUGUAUUGAGUUUUAUAUACAUUCAUUUUUAUGUCUUCCAAAUACGGUAUAUUUUGUUAUUUAAGGCCACACCAAAUUAAUGUUUAGUUCUCCAGAUUUUCUACACAUAUUUCUGAAAAUGCCAAUUUAAAAAAAAAAAAAAUUAAGUGACUGCUCAUUUUUUCCACAGAAAUUUCGAAUAAAAAAUCAGUUGAAAUAUUUGAGCUUUCUUUAUUGUUAUGGGAAAGAAUACCAAAAAAAAUCCAAAUUUGUCAAACAAAGAUUUAAAUUUGUCUUGAUUAAGUAUUCAUGUUGCAUACAGUGUUAAAAUUGUGUUCAGUAAAUGACUGCCUGUUGUGCUUAUUGUUAGUUUGUGUGUACCGUUAUUUAUUUUGGUUUGGAAUGGUAGAAGCUACAUAUCGUUUUUCUCUGGUUUAAUGCUGCACUCUCACAGAUUGACUGUUUUGACAACGUUUUAUUGUUUAAUUUGCAUUGAGUCAAUUUUUGUGUAAAAAUCUGAAAAUCAGUGAUAUAAGAGUGCUGACUUAAGAUCCGAUUACAGUUUUUCAUAUUUACGUUUGAUUAUUUAUGUUUUAUGGCUAAUCGUGUUAUUAAUGCUUUAAGAAAAAAUAUUUUAUUGUAAAACAUUUAUUUUUGAACAAAAAUACGAAAACCUGCAGUCUGAUUUUUGUCAGCAGUCUUAUAUCACUGGUUUCCAUACAUUUUUAUUUUUUUUUGUCUCAUUCCAAGACAACAAAUAAAAAAGUUAUCACAACCGUCAAUCUGUGAGAGUGCAGCUUUAAAGCCCAAGUAUAACUCCAAUUGUCCACCAAAAGGAGUGCAUUGUCUUAUAUGAAAUUUUUGACCACAUAUUUUGUUUCUUUUAUGUAAAGAAAGCCAUUGUUUAACCUUGCGGAAUCCGUCAUAAGUUUUUCAGGGUGCUGCUUGUUAUUUUUGUCAUGAGUAUUCUAGUCUAGAUUUUACUUGAAGUUUUAAAUCGGUAUCAAAUAUAAUAGCCUAGUAGUUGUAAGGUAUUUUGUCAAUUUUAAAAAUGGUAAUGUGUUAUGUUAUUACACUGCCUGUGAAACUGUGAAGGAAUACAAAUAAUAAAUUAUGGAUCAAUUUGU